AUGCAUCCAGAUGCGUGGAUUAUUGGAGUAACUUUUGCAACUGUUGCCGAAAAAGAAAUAAUUGAUGCGAUUUGUGAAAAUCGAGCGUUAAUAAAAGUUUCAAUUAAUUUGCGAUUGCCUGAGGGUCGUCAUAAAAUCGAAAAUGCAAUGAUAAGGAAUGGAGAAAUAAAAAGGGUACUAAGAAGAGAGCAGAAGGCGGCAGCUGCAGCAAAAUUAGAAACAACACAAAUGGACGAAACAGUAGCAAAGCAUUCGAAUGAUAAGAUGAAGGCUCCCACUAAUGCACCAUCCACCAAAUUAUUGACAUAUGCUAAUGCGAAUUCUACAUUGCCAAAUGAUAGUAGCGCUCCACCAGCAACUAAGGCAAAAAAAGCGACUACUGAUAAAUCACCCAAAAGUCAUGUAGUUCCCAAAAAGAUGACAGCAUCAAAAACACUAGAUUCCAAUGAUGCUUCAAAGAUCACCACAAAAGAAACUAUAGCUACGAAAACUGAGGAAAAAAAAGGAGCCUGCGAGAAAAAAGAAAAGUUGACAACAAAAAUUAAAACGACAGAAAAAGAAAAAACUACAGCGGAUUCGAAACCAGUAUCAAAUCCAUAUGUCAAGCCAAAAUCAACUCUUCUAAAGGUCGCUAAUUUUGUAAAAUUACUAACAUUCACCUAA
This is a messenger RNA of Dracunculus medinensis (Guinea worm), 663 nucleotides long. The record is from the annotation of a GenBank genome assembly. Lineage: Eukaryota; Metazoa; Nematoda; Chromadorea; Rhabditida; Dracunculidae.